UUGGAUGGCAUUGCUUUCCAUAAAUGGGAAAAUCUUUUGUGGCGGCUCACUUAUUACAAACUCCUUCGUUCUCACUGCUGCUCAUUGUGUUAUACAAAAUUACACACAAUUAAUAGUGAAACUGGGAGAAUACGAUGCAUCGACGACUUUGGAUGGUCCAACAUCAAACUUUGGAAUUAAUAGGGCCUUUAAACAUCCAAAUUACGAAAACAAAACUCAUACCUAUGAUAUUGCUCUGCUAAAACUGGAUGGAACAACAUAUUACAACUCUGCAAAAGUGAUGAUGUACGGAAAAGUUUUGAUUACUCUAUCGGUACUCCCAUUUCUCGGGUUAACACAGCUUCUGGACAAUAAGUGUAUACCACCGAAGUAUGCGCCAAGAAUCAUCGGGGGUCAAAAUGCUGGAAGAGCACCUUGGAUGGCAUACUUAAUGCGAAACAGAGCUUUUGUAGGCGGAGGCUCACUAAUUGCAUACCGCUUUGUUCUUACCGCCGCUCAUUGCUCAAAACUGAACGAAACCUUAUUCGUCAGAUUAGGUGAAUAUGACUUAUCCACGACACGGGAUGGCAAAACACAAGAUUAUCGAGCAGUAGAUAUCUAUCGACAUCCAUAUUACAAUGCCGUCACGCAAGUCAAUGAUAUUGCUCUGCUCAAACUGGAUCGUCCUGUGAUAUACACAGCGACAAUCAGACCGAUUUGCAUUCUACUGAGCCCCGGCGUUAGAUUUGUCAUAAACAAAAUCAAGCUCUUUACCGUGACGGGCUGGGGUCAGGCAUCGAGAUACCCUAGAAUGCCAACGAAGCUGCAGCAAAUGACUGUUCGUCGAUACAGCUACUCGCAUUGCUACAACCAGCCGGGAAAACUGUGUGCCAGUAAUCCUGCACAGUUCGCGUGCAAAGGAGACGCGGGGAGUCCUUUGGGCGCUCAGGUGCGAUACAAUGGCACCACCAUCUUUGCCCAAUUCGGAGUGGCCAGCACAUUCACCGACAACUGCAAGGCUUAUGGCAUUUACACCGAUCUUCUAUACCAUACACACUGGAUCGCCGAAACAAUGCAACACAAUUGGUACUAG
Drosophila yakuba is the source of this 1072-nucleotide messenger RNA. RefSeq names its product chymotrypsin-like protease CTRL-1. Gene Ontology annotation, molecular function: serine-type endopeptidase activity. NCBI's taxonomy places the organism in Eukaryota, Metazoa, Arthropoda, Insecta, Diptera, Drosophilidae. The record is from RefSeq and is a predicted model, not a curated record. The transcript is spliced from 7 exons. The coding region runs from base 5 to 1072 and encodes 355 amino acids. Gene Ontology annotation, biological process: proteolysis.